GUACCGGCGGCCGCGGCCGCGCCAUGCCCGCGCUGGCCUUGCGCGACCAGCCGCUCGACUGCUCCAUGCGCCUGCGCGAUCUGCCCGCCUGGCCGCCGCCGACCGCGCGGCCACUGCACCAGGACCGCCACCACGUGGCGGGCCGGGCUGACGUCAGCAGCUUCUUCAAUACGCAGAUGGUGUUCGACCUUAACGAAGAGUCGGGCGAGCUGAUCAAGUCGCCUUCGCCGCCGCCCAGUCACGAUGGUUCGGCGAGCGGCGAGGGAGAGGGCGAGGGCGAGCAUUCGGGCGACGAACGUGCUCCCUCUCCGCCGCGUGCGCCCUCUGCGGCCCUCCCGCUGCCCGCUCACCCACACGCACACGCACCGCAUGGGCUGCUCCACAGUGGAGGCGCAGGCUCGGCGCUUGCGCAGCUGCAACACUUGCUGCUGACGCAGCACGGCGCGCACUCGCUCUUAUUGCACACACAGGUGCAGCAGGCGGUAGCGCAGGCAGCCGCGCAACAACUGCAGCAGCUGCAGGCGCGUGCCGCCGCCCUGCCCGUGCCCACCACUGGUGCGGGCCGGUCCCCGUCGCCGCCGCGGCGCACGCCGCCGGGCGCGGGCGCCUUCCUGACGCCGCUGACGCCGGGCUCGGGCCGGGCGCGCAGCCCCCCGCACCCGCACCAGCUCCCUCCGCACUCGCAGGCGCACACGCCGCUGCACGCGCACGCGCACAAGCCGCGCGCGCUCGAGCCCGCCGUCGCCGACGACACCGCCGACCUCGAGGAGCUCGAACACUUCGCCAAGACCUUCAAGCAGCGCCGCAUCAAGCUGGGAUUCACGCAGGGCGAUGUCGGGCUGGCGAUGGGCAAGCUGUACGGGAACGACUUCUCCCAGACUACGAUAUCGCGGUUCGAGGCGCUGAACCUGAGCUUCAAGAACAUGUGCAAAUUGAAGCCGCUGCUGCAAAAGUGGCUCGAGGACGCGGACUCGUCACUAGCGGGCGGCGGGGGCGGGGGCGGGGCGGCGCUGGGCGCGGGCCUGGCCGAGGCCGUGGGUCGCCGCCGCAAGAAACGCACCUCCAUCGAGUCGGGCGUGCGCGUGGCGCUCGAGAAGGCCUUCAUGCAGAACCCCAAGCCCACCAGCGAGGAGAUCGCCGCCCUGGCCGACGCGCUCUGCAUGGAGAAGGAAGUGGUGCGCGUCUGGUUCUGCAACCGCCGGCAAAAGAGCUCGGCGAGCCGAGACUCAUAG
Molecule: messenger RNA, 1232 nt
Organism: Hyposmocoma kahamanoa
Lineage: Eukaryota; Metazoa; Arthropoda; Insecta; Lepidoptera; Cosmopterigidae
Product: protein nubbin-like
Exons: 8
Coding region: 24-1232 (402 amino acids)
Biological process (GO): regulation of transcription by RNA polymerase II
Molecular function (GO): DNA-binding transcription factor activity, RNA polymerase II-specific; RNA polymerase II cis-regulatory region sequence-specific DNA binding
Source: RefSeq, a predicted model, not a curated record